AUGAUAUGCCACAGCAUGCUUUUAUGUAGGAGACACUCCGAAUCUGUCCCAAUUAUGACAAUCCAACAUUUAAAGGCAGCACUCGGCAAACCUAAGUGUCCCGGAAUCUCUUGUUCUCUGCAUACAUACAAGCAUGAUGUAAUUUACAAGCCAAAAGCGAUUUUGUGUUUUGCUUGUUCUAUAAAACAUGCAUUCAUAUUUGAGCCUAUCUACAUUGUACUUACACAUGCACCACAUAGAAAAUCUUAA
This is a messenger RNA of Clunio marinus, 249 nucleotides long. NCBI's taxonomy places the organism in Eukaryota, Metazoa, Arthropoda, Insecta, Diptera, Chironomidae. The record is from the annotation of a GenBank genome assembly.